CACUGCUUCGAAGGUUUAUGAGACGACUGGAGAAACAAAUCAAGGUCACCCAAUGUGAACACUUCCUUUCAGUUGUCAACAACGAGAGUAAAGGGACAGUGAGUACAAAUAGCCGAUUCGGCACACUCUUCAAAUGUGUUGAAGACAACUGGUUAACGACUGGCUGAGCAAACGUCAUCUGCAGCGCAAUGUGUCCCACAUAACCAAGUUUAGAUAUGAAAAAGAUUUGAAGGCAGAUGUGGAUUGAGUAAAACCUUGUCAUCAAUCCCCCCACAGUACAUCCAUGUGUAUAAUUUUCUUCAAGUUUGACCCCCGGCCUGCAUCCAAAAAUGCCUACAGGCUAAUUUUGGCUGCAAACAGGGAUGAGUUCUACAACAGGCCGUCCAAAGCUGCGGACUUCUGGGGGACCAACAGUGAGAUCCUCAGUGGCCUGGACCUGGAAUACGGUAAGGAAGGAGGAUCAUGGCUGGGGGUCAGCAAGCGGGGCAAGCUUGCUGCCAUUACCAACUACAUGGAAGGACGUCCCAACCCCGAUGCACAAGGAAGAGGAUUUCUAGUGUCUAACUACCUUAUGGACAAGGAUCAGGACAGCUUCUCCUACCUGAAGAAGGUGUCGACAGAGAGCCACCUGUAUAACGGCUUCAACCUCAUCACAGCGGAGUUCAAAGCCAAACAAGACACUGUGUGUUACUAUGGAAACAGAGGCAGCCCUGAACCCAUCCAUCUAAAACCAGCAGGAAUCUACGGCUUGAGUAAUUCGUUGCUGGACACUCCAUGGAGGAAACUGCUGCAAGGCAAGCGUCACUUCAGCAGUGUCGUCAACGACCAAUCCCUGUCCUGCGAUGGACUGGUGCAAGAGCUGCUCGGCGUCCUCAAUAAUGAGGAACUGAACACACCCGAUCCAGCUCAGGAGAGCCAGGGUGAUGGUUACAGCAAGCCCAUGAUCCAGGCUCUGUCAGCGGUGUGUGUUCGCUCCCCUCAUUAUGGCACAAGGACCAAUACAAUUAUCCUGAUAGACGCAGAAGGUAAUGUGACCUUCACAGAACGCACCAUGCUCAACUGUGACACAAGCAACUGGAGCACCAGUUCCUUCCAGUUCAAACUGCAGGUGUGAAGACACGAUGGAGGAAACCAGCUCUGUGCCUUUCUGCAUCACCUCUCCUUCCAUCACCCCCACCUCCCAUCCCUCUCCUCCAGCUGCACUUCACCGUAGCAGCUCUGUGAACAUGAAGACUCGUCUGCACUUUUUCUUCAGCUAGUCUGCACUAGCUGCCUAAUUAACAUCUGUGACACAUGUAUUUCUUAUUCUUGAUUUAAUUUAAAAUGCAACUUUUGAAAAUGUGUGCUAAUUUAAAAGAUUGCCAAAGAACAUUUAGACAUAACAUUUAUUUUGUGGAGGAAAAUAUUUUACCUACAUGUCACAAAAAACAGAGAAAGCAGAGUUGGGCUGCUUCGCUGGCAUCCUGCUUUGAACUGCUAUCAGUUACCAUUGUGGGCAAGAUUAUUUUAAUGCCAUCUAAUUUAUUCUUGUUGGUGUAAGGUUGUUUCCUUUCAAUCUGUUAUAUGGAGUAAUAUACUCUUUAUGCACAAAUUCCUGGCUGAAAUUUGAGAUGGCGUCCUUUAGCUGCAACAAUUAAAAAAACUGUGUUUUAGUAUAAAAAUCCUGCAAAUGAUUUUCUGUUUUACACAAUAGUAAUUCAUGGAGUCACCAGCAUUUUUGUAGAGGAUGUGUAGUCUGAUUUAAGAUCACAGGAAUUGUCAUAGAUUACAGGUACCAACUCCUUUUAAAUUUCCGAUUACAGGUAAUGAUGAUGACAGAUGGCAGGUAAUUUAUUAUGCCCCAACCCUGAACAACAGUAGUCUCAGUCUCAGCAGAUAUUUCAGUUUUGAAAGGAAAUAGUUUCAGGUAUUGGAUUCCCGCUUCCAUGGUAGAACAAUGCAUUUUACUGCUGCUUUACAAUAAAAGCAAUUUAUCCACUCA
This is a messenger RNA of Chelmon rostratus (copperband butterflyfish), 1981 nucleotides long. It is a transcript of the gene tango2, whose product is annotated as transport and golgi organization 2 homolog (Drosophila). Gene Ontology annotation, cellular component: Golgi apparatus. The transcript is spliced from 9 exons. Gene Ontology annotation, biological process: Golgi organization; protein secretion. NCBI's taxonomy places the organism in Eukaryota, Metazoa, Chordata, Actinopteri, Chaetodontiformes, Chaetodontidae. The record is from RefSeq and is a predicted model, not a curated record. Bases 284 to 1114 code for a protein of 276 amino acids.